AUGCGUUGCUAUGGUGGAUACUAUGGAGGCCUGGGCUAUGGCUAUGGUUGCCUAGGCUGUGGCUAUGGCUGUGGCUAUGGUGGCUAUGGUUAUGGCUGUGGCUAUGGUUAUGGUUGCUGCCGCCCACUGUGUUGUAGAAGGUACUGGUCCUGUGGCUUCUACUGA
Molecule: messenger RNA, 165 nt
Organism: Rattus norvegicus (Norway rat)
Lineage: Eukaryota; Metazoa; Chordata; Mammalia; Rodentia; Muridae
Product: keratin-associated protein 20-2-like
Exons: 1
Coding region: 1-165 (54 amino acids)
Source: RefSeq, a predicted model, not a curated record